Messenger RNA from Talaromyces stipitatus ATCC 10500, 918 nucleotides. RefSeq names its product reverse transcriptase, putative. The transcript is spliced from 2 exons. NCBI's taxonomy places the organism in Eukaryota, Fungi, Ascomycota, Eurotiomycetes, Eurotiales, Trichocomaceae. The record is from RefSeq and is a predicted model, not a curated record. Bases 1 to 918 code for a protein of 305 amino acids.
AUGACUGCCUCACUCCUUACCCUAGAUGUCAAAGGCGCAUUUGACGCCGUGCUUCCCGGCAGACUGAUCCGCAGACUACGUGAGCAGGGCUGGCCUACCAAUCUUGUUCUCUGGAUUGCCUCCUUUGCUACUGGGCGAUCAGUUCAGAUCCGACUUGAUGGAGAGAUUGGCGCCUCAACAAACAUUACCUGCGGUCUUCCACAAGGAUCCCCAGUAUCUGGCAUUCUUUUCAUGCUCUACAUAGCGCCUCUAUUCCGUCUAGGAAACCCAAGGAACAAAUUUGCCCUCCUUGCAACUAUCCGCCUACGGCGUCUGGAUCCUUACCACCCACUUCGAAGACGCGCAGAACAGGUUGCCAGUAAUGGCCGACAAACCAGCCGAUUUGCCCGCCGUAUACUGGCCCUCCCCAACUCUGAGCAGAUAAACCCUCUCCAAUACGCUCCCUGGCACCCUCGCGAGUCUCAUGAGAAUGCCCAAGCUCGAAUAGGAGCUCCCAUGGGACGCACUAAGGAACAGGCAGCCGCUGAUUUCACGGCUUUUCAACGCACCAUCCCUAGCUCUGAUAUUAUAAUCUUUUCAGAUGGAUCUAGGCUAGUAGACAGACGUGCAGGGGAUGUCUAUAUUGGAUUUCAAGCACACUAUCAGUUCCUCCACUCCUCACUCUUAUAUGGACAUGGGAAAGAGGUCUUCGACGCAGAAGCAGAAGCUGCCCUAGCUGGUGCUCAAGCAGUAAUAGCAUACCCAACAGCUCAAUUUGCUACCAACUUAUGGAUCUGCCUUGACAACUUGGAAGUUGCCACGCGCCUCCUAUCUCCCUCUACAGGAUCCUCUCAAGAGGUCUUUGAAUCCUUCCGCACCCUUGCAGCUGCCUGGCCACUACGCGAGAGGCUUCCACACACCAAAAAUGGAUCAAUCUAA